Molecule: messenger RNA, 666 nt
Organism: Anopheles marshallii
Lineage: Eukaryota; Metazoa; Arthropoda; Insecta; Diptera; Culicidae
Exons: 2
Coding region: 1-666 (221 amino acids)
Source: RefSeq, a predicted model, not a curated record
AUGUGCGGACCGUUGAAAGUUUGUACUGUUGCUUUUAUGCUGGUGGCAGCACGGGGAAGUGUUGCGGCCCCACAAGGUGAUGCCCAGUCCGAAUAUCCUAACGGUGCGUUCAACGAUCCCGUCCCCAACAAUGAAAACAACCAAAAGUUCAAGGAGUACGCCGAUUAUCUAACACGUUUCGACGAGUGGGUCACGGGCAAGAAGGUACCGAUACCGGCCGAUCCGGAAACCGAUGCGCUGCAUCAGAGUUUGCCCCCGAACGCACCCAACUUUGUGCCGGUGCGUGUGGUUCGGAAUCCAUCCGGUUUUGAUGAUCCCGUGCCGCAGGGUAGCGAAGCCAUUCCGGAGUACAACGAGUACAUUCGUGUGCUGACACGUUUCGAUCCGUACGUCACCGGUCGCCAGGCGGCAUCGGGUGGUGGCGGGCAUGCCGUGUACAAGCGGGAAGAUAAACCGGACGAUACGCUCAUCAGCACGGACAAGGAUUUUGGUGAAAACAUCGAGGAUAAGGUGCCAGAAACGUCGACCAGUUCGGAUCCGCAGUAUGGGGAUUUCAUCAAGGAGCUGAAACGGUUCGAUCCGUGGCUUACUGGACGCAAUGUGACCAUUCCGCACAAUACCACGGCCGACCAGGCCUGGAAUAGUGACGAGGGCAAGGAUCAUUAG